CCCUCUCUCCUGGAGAAACACCCUCCGAACGGUUUCUUGGUCUUCCCCCGUCGGCCGACACUUCAGUGCUUCAGCGGCUUCAGUCCUUCCUCGCGCGCGGUUGGGAGUAUGCAACCCGCCGCUCACAGCUUCUGAACCUCGCUGCAGGAGCAGCGAACACACACGAGUCAACAGGCGCCGCCUCGAUAACGACUGGUUGGCAGCAAAUCGAGAGACAAUAUGGCGACCGCCGCUAGCAGUGCGACGCGGUUCGCCCUGACGCUGCUGUGCUUCCUGGUGUCGUGCACCCUACGCGCUCGAAGCCAAAUCCUGAACCCGCCGUACUUCAACCUCGCCGAAGGCCGCAACAUCUCGGCCACGGCCACGUGCGGUGACCAAGGCACGCCGGAGCUGUACUGCAAGCUGGUCGGUGCCAAUCUGGACAAGCAGGACAACCCCAACAUCAACCUCAUCCAAGGACAGGUGUGCGACUACUGCGAUGACCCUCGGCGAGACUACCCACCGCACGUGUUCGAGGGCGACCCUCUGGACCAACGGCGCGAGCAUCCGGCACGUUACGCCAUCGACGGCACCGAGCGAUGGUGGCAGAGUCCUCCGCUGUCCCGUGGAACGCGCUUCAACGAGGUCAACCUCACCGUCGACCUCGGACAGGAAUUUCACGUGGCCUAUGUCUUCAUCAAGAUGGCCAACUCCCCUCGGCCGGGUGUAUGGGUUCUGGAGCGGUCAACUGACAAUGGCAAGACCUACAAAGCCUGGCAAUACUUUGCCGACAGCAUUGAUGACUGCAGGGCCAUCUUCGGACAAGAUGUAGAAGACUCCAUCAAGCGUGAUGACUCUGUCAUUUGUGAGACAAAGUUCUCCAAGGUGGUGCCCCUUGAGGGUGGAGAGAUGGUCAUCUCCCUUCUGAAUGGCCGUCCAAGCGCAGAUAACUUCACCUAUUCACCUGUGCUGCAAGAAUGGACUAAAGCAACCAACGUACGAAUGCGCCUCUUGCGAACGAAGACACUUCUCGGUCACCUGAUGUCAGUUGAACGUCAAGACCCCACAGUCACAAGGAGGUACUUCUACAGUAUCAAGGAUAUCAACAUUGGUGGCCGGUGCGUGUGCAACGGACAUGCUGACACUUGCGACAUCACCGACCCAGCAAACACAUACAAGCUCAAUUGCCGGUGCCAGCACCACACGUGUGGACACCAGUGCGAGCAGUGCUGCUCUGGAUUCAUGCAGAAAAAGUGGCAGAGAGCCAGCGUUGACAACCCCAACGUCUGUGAACCCUGCAACUGCUUUGGACACUCGGAAGACUGCUACUAUGAUGAAAAGGUGGAUGAACAGCAGCUCAGUUUGAACAUCCAUGGCAUUUAUGACGGAGGCGGAGUGUGCCGCAACUGCCAGCACAAUACAGAAGGCAUAAACUGCAACAAAUGCAAGCCUGGCUUUUAUCGACCCUACAACAAGCCCUUGAAUGACACUAACGUCUGCCAACCAUGCCAGUGUGACCUGACGUAUUCCUCGGGCAACUGCUCAGAAGGGUCGGGCCAGUGUGAGUGUCGGCCAGAAUUUUUGCCACCAAACUGUGACCAGUGCAAUGUGGGCUACUAUGGCUACCCAUCCUGCCGCCCUUGUGACUGUCACGCAGAAGGCACUCAGGGUCGUGUCUGUCAGGUGAACGGAGGCCAGUGUCCAUGCCGCCCUUACUAUGAGGGAAAGAACUGCGAUCGCUGUGCUCCCGGCUACUAUGGUUUUCCAAACUGCAAACCCUGCGACUGUGACCCGACGGCUGCCUUGGGCAGAACCUGUAACGACAGCACAGGGCAGUGCCAGUGCCGCAACAGCUAUGGAGGUCGUCAAUGCUUGGAGUGCCAAGUGGGCUUUUACGACUACCCAUCUUGCAAAUUGUGUGCCUGUGACACGACGGGCACUUUGGAUGAUGUUUGCAACAACCAGACUGGCCAGUGCCUGUGCAAGCCGGAAUACGGAGGCGCACGUUGCGACCAGUGUGCACCAGGAUACUAUGGCUUCCCCAACUGCAUUCCUUGUGAAUGUGACCCUAAGGGCUCCCUUAGUGAAGUCUGUGAUGCCUCUGGAAAAUGCCCCUGCCUGGCUAGUUUCACUGGACUUCAGUGUGACCAAUGCGCACCUGGAUAUUUUUCUUAUCCCGAAUGCCACCCGUGCGAGUGUGACACCUAUGGUGCUGUCGGUGUCUCCUGUGGCAAUGACGGCAUAUGCUUCUGCAAGUCGAAUUUUGAUGGAGACAAAUGCAACAGCUGCAAGAAGGGUUUCUACAACUACCCACUCUGUGAAGGCUGCAACUGCAACCCUGCUGGUAUUCUGCCUACAUUUGGUGGGUGUGGCAGCCUGACCAGUGGAGAGCUGUGCGAAUGCAAGGAACGCGUCACGGGCCGAAUCUGCGACCAGUGCCGCCCACUCUAUUGGAGCCUCAAGCCAGCUAAUCCUCAAGGCUGUGAAGAGUGUGAGUGUCACAUUCCUGGCACUGUGGGCGGCCUCGGAGUAGGUGACGGACAGAGCGGUCAAUGCCUGUGCAAGCCCAAUGUGGGUCAGCGACAGUGCACAACUUGCAUUGAUGGCACUUUCACGCUGAGGGAGGACAACUUGCUUGGAUGCCAAGACUGUGGCUGUGACGUGGGCGGAUCGGUGGGCAGCACAUGUGAUCAGCGGAACGGACAAUGCCCUUGCCGUCCACGAAUCACCGGCCGCCGUUGCUCAGAGCCUUUGCAGGCACACUACUUUCCCACAUUGCACCAGCACAAGUACGAGGUGGAAGACGGCCAUACACCAAGUGGGGUCAAUGCCCGCUUUGAUUUCGACGAGGCCCUGUUCCCAGGAUUUUCAUGGCGAGGCUAUGCCAUCUUCUCCAACAUCCAGAAAGAGAUCCUGCUUGAUCUGCGCAUCCAGAAGCCAGGGCUAUACCAGGUCAUUGCACGCUAUGUCAGCCUCAAUGGUGACAAUAUGUACUCCAACAUCACCUUCACUCCCGACUUUUACGGAGAGACCAAGCAGAGCGAGAUUCUGAUUCUGCCACCCAGCAGUGAGCCACGCUUCCAGGCUGUUGUUGGUCCUGACGGUGUAACUGCGCUACCGUUCGUGCUCAACCCUGGCCGCUGGACCCUGUCCAUCAAGGCACAGAGGCCAGUGUUUAUGGACUACAUUGUGCUCCUGCCGGAAGCCUUCUAUGAAGCCACCCUCCUUCAGGAGAAGGUCAAGCAGCCCUGCCUCCAGGGGCAGGCACCCGAAGUGGCAUGCAUCCAGCUACGCUACCCAGCACUGCCCGAUGGUGCAGUGCCUGUCUCAGCGGCUCAGGCUGGUUAUGUCGAGGACAAUGGACAGCAGAACCCCGUCAGGCUUCUGGAUGAUCAGUACAUCUUGGAUGAACUUCGCAGCGGCCCAAUGGCACAUUUGACGGAAGAUGAGCAUGCCAUGACCUUGGAACUGAAGGCCCCCUCGCCAGGACGAUAUGUGUUCCUGCUCUUCUACCACUCGCUUGACAGUAACGAUUCCCUGCCAGCGGACGUGAGCCUCUCAUCCUCUGACGCUUUGGCUACGGGAAAAGUCAAUCUGCAUCGGUGCAAGUACAACAUGAUCUGUCGACAGGUUGUUGUUGAUCACCUGAAUCGUGUGCUCGAGUUUGGGCUGAAGGAUGAUCCAGUGCGCAUAACCAUCGACCUUGGUGAGGACUCCAACAGUGAACUGGCCGUGGAAAGAAUAGUGGCUGUGCCAGCACUCCAGUGGCACACGGACUACUUGCUUCCUGGAAGGGAGUGUGUCUUGCGUGAGGGAGAGUGCCAGGGACUGCCUUUCCCUGCCUUCUCGCCUGCUGCCAAGGUUGAAUUUGAGAGUGCAGAGGAUGCCAUGGUGGCCACUGAUCUUCCAACCACCCUCAAGGACAAUGGAACUAGCCUGGUUCUUCUUGACCACCGUAAUUCAAUGGUCACCCUUAAUGACACUGUGCCAGAACCGGGGCCUUACGUCCUCGUUGCACACUACUUCCAGCCUGACCACCCUGCCUUUGAGUUGACGACCGUCCUGGAGAGCGGGGGUCACCAGCGUGACACCAGGCUGCCCCUUGAGCACUGCCCCUGGACUUCAGGCUGUCGGGCAGUGCUUCUCAACCCUCAGACAGGCACCACUGCCUUCCCCCUUGUGGACAACUUCACACUCAACUUCGAAGUGCCUGACCAGAAGUCGGUCUGGCUGGACCAUUUAAUGCUCAUUCGUGAAGACCAGUUUGACAAGUCAAUGCUGCAGCCUCUUCCCCUGGACAAGGCUGUGGAAUUCAUCAAGCAGUGUGGCCAGAACAGCCUCCACAUUAGCACCGAGACCAGUGACUUUUGCAAGGAGGCAGUGUUUUCCAUUACUGCUGAAUACAACAAUGGGGCACUUCCCUGCCAGUGCAACAUUGAUGGCUCGUUGUCUUUUGAGUGUGAGCGUUUUGGAGGCCAGUGCCAGUGCAAGGAGAAUGUGAUUGGCCGCACCUGCUCCCAGUGCCGCACGGGCUACUAUGGCUUCCCUGCAUGCCAGCCAUGUGACUGUCCCAACACUGCUGUGUGCCACCCAGUCACUGGCCAGUGCAUCUGCCCUCCGCGUGUCACCGGUGAAAAGUGUGACACCUGUGUGCCACUCACCUUCGGCUACACUCGCAUCGUGGGAUGUGAGGAAUGUAACUGCCAUCCACACGGCGUCCAAGGAGGCAACCUUCAGUGUGACCUGCAGACCGGACAGUGCAGGUGCAAGAACAGCAUUGUGGGCCGUACAUGUGAUGAAUGCAAGUAUGGCUACUGGGAUUUCCCACGCUGUCGCCUCUGCAACUGUGACCUCCGCGGAACAGGGGAAGAGAUCUGCAACCAGGACACUGCCGAGUGCUUUUGCAAG
Messenger RNA from Rhipicephalus sanguineus (brown dog tick), 4887 nucleotides. Its product is annotated as laminin subunit alpha. The record is from RefSeq and is a predicted model, not a curated record. The transcript has 27 exons. Gene Ontology annotation, biological process: axon guidance. Gene Ontology annotation, cellular component: basement membrane. The annotation marks the transcript as partial. Lineage: Eukaryota; Metazoa; Arthropoda; Arachnida; Ixodida; Ixodidae.